This is a messenger RNA of Daucus carota subsp. sativus, 1620 nucleotides long. RefSeq names its product pyruvate dehydrogenase E1 component subunit alpha, mitochondrial. NCBI's taxonomy places the organism in Eukaryota, Viridiplantae, Streptophyta, Magnoliopsida, Apiales, Apiaceae. The record is from RefSeq and is a predicted model, not a curated record. Gene Ontology annotation, cellular component: intracellular membrane-bounded organelle. Gene Ontology annotation, biological process: pyruvate decarboxylation to acetyl-CoA. Gene Ontology annotation, molecular function: pyruvate dehydrogenase (acetyl-transferring) activity. The transcript is spliced from 9 exons. The coding region runs from base 127 to 1308 and encodes 393 amino acids.
UCGCAAUAUAAAGCAAAAGUAUACAACGCAGACAUAUAAAUCUCAUUUCUCAACUCUCGUCUCUCUCUGGUCUCGACCAAACCCAUCUCUCUCUCUCUCUCUCAAAUCUCUCUCGUGCGAAUCUCGAUGGCGGCUUUAUCGCGCCGGAGCUGCAAUCUCCUGAAGCCUCUCCCCACGCUACUCCCCUACACCUCUCAUUUCCGCCGUUCGGUCUCCACCGACUCCACGCCGUUCACCGUCGAGACCUCGAUUCCGUUCACCAGUCACAACUGCGAGCCGCCGUCGCGCUCCGUCGAGACCUCCGCCGCCGAGCUGAUGACGUUCUUCAACGACAUGGCGAAGAUGAGGCGCAUGGAGAUCGCGGCGGAUUCGCUGUACAAGUCGAAGCUUAUUCGUGGAUUUUGCCAUCUCUAUGACGGUCAAGAGGCCGUUGCUAUUGGUAUGGAAGCUGCAAUUACGAAAAAAGAUUCAAUUAUUACUGCGUAUCGUGAUCACUGUAUAUUUUUGAGUCGUGGAGGAACUUUAGUUGAGUGUUUUGCUGAAUUGAUGGGGAGAAAAGACGGUUGUUCGAAAGGGAAAGGAGGCUCUAUGCAUUUUUAUAAGAAGGAUAGUGGUUUUUAUGGAGGACAUGGAAUCGUUGGUGCCCAAGUUCCUCUAGGUAUCGGAUUAGCUUUUGCUCAGAAGUAUAAUAAGGAAGAUCAUGUAAGUUUCGCUUUGUAUGGAGAUGGUGCUGCAAAUCAGGGACAAUUGUUCGAGGCGCUUAAUAUGGCUGCUCUUUGGGAUUUGCCUGCAAUUUUGGUUUGCGAGAAUAAUCAUUAUGGCAUGGGUACUGCAGAAUGGAGAGCUGCAAAGAGUCCUGCUUAUUACAAGAGAGGAGAUUAUGUUCCUGGUUUGAAGGUUGAUGGCAUGGAUGCUUUGGCUGUUAAACAAGCUUGUAAAUUUGCCAAAGAGCAUGCACUGAAGAAUGGACCCCUCAUCCUUGAAAUGGAUACUUAUAGGUACCAUGGUCACUCUAUGUCCGAUCCUGGCAGCACAUAUCGUACACGUGAUGAGAUCAGUGGUAUUCGACAGGAGCGUGAUCCAAUUGAAAGAAUACGAAAGCUAAUACUAGCUCAUGACAUAGCUACCGAGAAAGAGUUGAAGGAUAUUGAGAAGGAAAAGCGAAAAGAAGUUGAUGAAGCUAUUGCUCAAGCCAAGGAAAGCCCUAUGCCAGAUCCUUCCGAGCUAUUCACCAAUGUCUACGUGAAAGGUUAUGGAGUUGAGGCCUGCGGCCCAGAUAGGAAAGCAGUUAAAGCUGUGCUUCCAUGAGCCUCUGAGAAAAUACAUGAACCAACAAAAUAACAAAGGAGAAAUGUGAAUUGUAAGAGGUUGUGUAAUUGCCAAACUCUUCUGCCUGCUUACGAAGUUUUUGUUUUUUAAUCAUCUCUAGUAGAAUGUUUGUUAGUAGUUUCGUUGAUGGAUAUUAUUUACAGUGGUUCUGUAAAUUUUUUCCCCUGGGAGGUGGGGAAGAGCCCCCCAAAAUAUAUAGGAUGUUGUUCAAGAGCAUUCCUCGGAGUCGCCAACUAUAUCAUAUGUAAAAUGAAAUUCACUUUCACAUCUUAUUGGCUUAUGGUUACUUAA